Macrobrachium nipponense is the source of this 1455-nucleotide messenger RNA. RefSeq lists its product as uncharacterized. The coding region runs from base 1 to 1455 and encodes 484 amino acids. The record is from RefSeq and is a predicted model, not a curated record. The transcript has 4 exons. Lineage: Eukaryota; Metazoa; Arthropoda; Malacostraca; Decapoda; Palaemonidae.
AUGUUAGUAGAUCCUGCAGAGGAUGUUAAACCAAUGGAUCCAGCAGAUGAUCUGGAAACAGUAGAUCCUCCAGAUGAUGAACCUGUAUAUCCUUCAGAUGAGUCUCUCGAAGAUGAGAAAGCUGUAUAUUCUGCAGGGAAAGUAGAAUCUGUAGAUCCUGAAAAGGAUGUAGAAAUAGGUUUUUUAGAGGAUGUUGAACCAGUAUGUCCACUAGAUGACUUGGUGUUAGUAAAUCCUGCAGAGGAUCUUAAACCAGUAGAUCCAGCAGAUGUUUUGGAAACAAUAGAUCCUCCAGAUGAUGAUGAACCAGUAAAACCUUCAGAGGGUGUACUGUCAGUAGCUCCUACAGUGGAUGUUAAACUAGUAGAUCUCUUAGCAGAUUUGGUGCUAAUAGAUUCUGAAGAUGAUGUUGACCCAGGAGAGUCUCUAGAAGAUGAAGAAACAGUAUAUUCUGCAGAGAAUGUAGAAUCAGUAGAUCCUGAAGAUGAUGUAGAAAUAGGUUUUUUAGAGGUUGUUGAACCAUUAUGUCUACUAGAUGACUUUGUGUUAGUAGAUCCUGCAGAGGAUGUUAAACCAGUAAAUCUUGUAGAUGAUUUGGCAACAGUAAAUCCUCCAGGGGAUGAUGAGCUAGUAUAUCCUUCAGAUGGUGAACUGUCGGUAGAUUCUACAUUGAAAGUUAAACUAGUAGAUCUGCUAGAAGAAUUGGUGUUAAUAGAUUCUGAAGAUGAUGUUAAACCAGUAGAGAGUCUAGAAGAUGAGGAAACAGUAGAUUCUGCAGAGGAUGUUGACCCCUUUGAUCCUCCAGUUGAUGUUGGGGCAGUAGAGUCUUCAGAGUAUGUUGCAACAGUGAAUUCUCUGAAUGAUGUGGAGCUGAUAGAUUCUGCAGAUGAUGAGGAUUACUCACUUGAGCCUGAUGAUCCUGAAGUCACUGGUGAAGGAGUUGAUUCUCCAGUUGAUUUCCAACUAGUAGAGUCUCCUGUUGUGGUGUUACUUGAUUUUACAGAGAGGGUUGAAUAUGUAGAUCCUCUGGAUGACGUUGAGACAAUAGAUCCCUCAGAUGAUGUUGAACCAGUGGAGUGUCUGUAUGAUGUGUUUAUUAAUAUGACUCUGAAAGACCUCGGUUAUUUACUCAAGCCUGGUAAUCGUGUAGAUGAUGCAGUAGUAGAUCCUUUAGUUGACAUUGAACCAGUAGAUUCUCCUGUUGAUUUGGCAUCAGUAGAUCUUGCAGAAGAUGUUGAGGUAUUUGAUUUUCUAGCAGAAGUUUUGUCAUUAUUUCCUUCAGAUGAUGUUGAAUCAGUGGAUUCUUUUGCUGAUGUGGACACUUUAGAUUCUGGAGAUGAUGUUGAACCAGCAGAUUCUUUUGAUGAUGUGGAGACUGUAGAUCGUUCAGAUGAUGUUGAAACAGUUGAUCCUUCAGGUGAGGUGGUAGCAGCAGAUCCUGGAGAGGACAUUUGA